AUGGCAGUCUAUAGUCAGCACGUGACCGUACUACAAUCGUUGCUCCAGCAACAAGGAAUUGUAGACUUUUCAUCGACUCCCUCGCAUCCUGCUCAACUGCAAGCGACACCAUUCAAGCUUGACAUCAAUGAUCUUGUACAUCCUGCGGAACCUCCGAUCACCGAUAAGCUAUAUUCUGGGUUUUUAGAACACCUCGGACGGUGUAUCUAUGGCGGAAUAGUUGAUAACCCAAAAGCUCCCAGUCCCGAACACCUGCUCGAAAAGCAGGAUAAUGGAGAUACGCAUACCAAAGGCAGAUUAGGUUUCCGGAAAGAUGUUAUGGGCUGUUUAGCAAAAGAUGGGGAGCUCCGAGUACCUAUGUUAAGAUGGCCAGGAGGUAAUUUUGUAUCAAAUUACCAUUGGCAAGACGGGGUUGGUCCAAUUGAUCAGAGACCAAAGAGAAUCGAAUUGGCUUGGCUCAGUGAUGAGUCAAAUAUUUUCGGUACUGAUGAGUUCAUCGAUUAUUGCCAAGCUGUUAGCUCCGAGCCUUACAUAUGUUUGAACAUGGGAACAGGGACACUGGAAGAGGCUUUAGGGUGGCUAGAGUACUGCAAUGGUGCCGGUGAUACCCAUUGGGCAAACUUGCGGAGAAAACAUACUGGACGAGAUGAGCCUCACGCUGUCAAAUACUGGGGAUUAGGUAAUGAGAUGUGGGGACCUUGGCAGGUCGGUAAUAUGCUGCCGUCAGAGUACGCACGGAAAGCUAGACAAUGGGCUCACGCUUUAAAACUGGUUGAUCCUACCAUCAAGCUAGUGUCGUGUGGAGAAACAGGAGCAUCAGACUGGGAUAGGGAGGUGAUUCAAGCGGUAUUACCUUGGGCAGACAUGCAUUCAAUUCACUUUUACACAAUGUUGGGGCAUGAUAAGAUGUCCAGUGUUCCAGGAUAUGAAUACGAAAAGAAUGUUUUUGGUCCAGCAGCAGCGGAAAAACAUAUUGAAGUAUGCAAAUCCCUCAUUGAUAUGGCAAACAUUGGACGGGCGAUAGAAAAGAUGCCUGCUAAAGAUAUGAAGAUCUGUUUUGACGAGUGGAAUGUCUGGGACGAACUGAAAGCUCCAGGUGCAGUUGGUUUAGAGCAGAAGUACGAUUAUACGGAUAUGUUGGGGUUCUGCGCUUGGUUAAACGUUCUGGUUCGAAAGCACAAAGAUAUCGGAAUCGCUUGUCUCGCGCAAUCAGUCAAUGUCAUAUCACCCCUCAUGACACGGCCUGAUGGGAUCCUCCGUCAGACUCUUUACUAUCCUCUGGAGCUGUUCAGUAAAUAUAUGAAACAUGGCCAUCUUCUGCAUUUGCCAUCUUUCCCUGAUGUAUAUACUGGACCAACGUAUCCGGUUUACAUCCAACAAGCUAAUUAUAGACCCACCUACAUCGACAGUGUCGCGGUUCAAGUCAAGACUGACGGGGGUCUAAGUGUCCGCCUAAGCGUCUUGAAUCGACAUCCUACAGCUGAUUGGGACGCGAAGAUCAGCUUCUCAGGGUUCAAAAUCAAAGACGUUUAUGUCCAUGAGAUCUAUUCAGAUGAUCUCGAAGUCGCGAACACCUUCGAAAAUCCACUUGUGGUUGUGCCUGCAGUAUCACGUUUUAGUAAUGAAGAAUGGAGUGAGAGAUCUGAACAUGGCUGGACAGUACGAAGACACUCUUGGGUGUUCCUAAUGUUCGAUGGAACGAAAGAGUAG
Messenger RNA from Kwoniella shivajii, 1710 nucleotides. RefSeq lists its product as uncharacterized. Gene Ontology annotation, biological process: polysaccharide catabolic process; L-arabinose metabolic process. NCBI's taxonomy places the organism in Eukaryota, Fungi, Basidiomycota, Tremellomycetes, Tremellales, Cryptococcaceae. The coding region runs from base 1 to 1710 and encodes 569 amino acids. The record is from RefSeq and is a predicted model, not a curated record. Gene Ontology annotation, molecular function: alpha-L-arabinofuranosidase activity. The transcript has 14 exons.